AUGGGAAAAGAUAACCAAUUGUCUGCUAUGGAAGUUGAUGAUCCAAAAUCAACGAGUUCUGAUCAGAUAGUUCCCAAAUUCUCUAUUAAUGUACUGCAGCUCUUAAAAUCAGCACAAAUGCAGCAUGGUUUGCGCCAUGGAGAUUACACUCGCUAUCGGAGGUAUUGCACAGCUCGGUUGAGGAGGUUGUAUAAAUCCUUGAAGUUUACCCAUGGUCGUGGCAAGUAUGCGAAAAGAACCUUAACUGAGGCUAAUGUCACUGAAGUAAGGUUUCUUCAUGUGAUUCUCUAUUCGGCAGAGAGAGCAUGGAGUCAUGCCAUGGAGAAAAGGCAGCUUCCGAACGGACCAAAUGCGUCUCAACGUAUCUAUCUGAUUGGUAGGCUGCGGAAGGCAGUAAAGUGGGCUACUCUGUUUUCACAAUUGUGUGCUGUAAAGGCAGAUUCUAGAACAUCUUUGGAAGCUGAGGCCUACGAGUCCUAUAUGAAGGGGAGUUUGUUGUUUGAGCAAGACCAGAACUGGGAUGUGGCUUUAAAACACUUCAAAAGUGCUAGGGCUGUAUACGAAGAAUUAGGGAAAUAUGGAGAUCUGGAUAACCAAGUUUUGUGUCGUGAGCGGGUGGAGGAACUAGAACCUAGUAUCAGAUACUGCCUUCACAAAAUUGGCCAGUCAAAUCUACAAACCUCUGAACUAUUAAACAUUGGUGAUAUGGAAGGUCCUGCAUUAGACCUUUUUAAAGCUAAACUAGAGGCUGCCAUGGCUGAGGCAAGAUCUCAACAAGCUGCUUCCAUGACAGAAUUUCAUUGGCUUGGCCAUAGAUUUCCAAUAUCAAAUGCCAAAACAAGGGUUGCCAUUUUGAAAGCCCAGGAGCUGGAGAAAGAUAUACAUGGUCCCUUGGCAGAAAAUAUUUCCGCAGACAAAAGACUGGUUAUUUUUGACAAAAUCUUUUCCGCAUACCAUGAUGCUAGAGGCUAUAUUCGAGCUGAUUUGGCCACUGCAGGAAGUGCAGAAAGUGUGAAAGAUGAUUUGAAUGGUCUUGAUAAGGCUGUCAGCGCUGUCUUAGGAGAAAGAACCAUUGAGCGCAACCUCUUGUUGGUCAAGAUUGCAAAAAGUAAACUUGCAAAGCGUAAUGAUGAUAAAAAUGAAAAAGUCACCAAACCUGAAGAGCUUGUCCGCUUAUAUGAUCUCUUGCUACAGAACAUAUCUGAUCUAUCUGAUUUAGUCAGUUCUGGAAGGGACCAAAAGCCAGAAGAAGUUAGCUUUGCUGAAGAGUGUUCAUUCAAAAGUUUGGCUUUCCGAGCAGAAAGGUGCUUUUAUGUUGCAAAGUCAUACAGUGUGGCUGGGAAGAGGGCCGAAGCAUAUGCUUUGUACUGCCGUGCUCGCAAUUUAGCUGAAGAUGCCUUAAGAAAGAGUCAAACAUUAGAUGGCAGUAAUAAGACUGUGCUGAAAGAAUUAGAGGUCUUGUGCAAUGAAGCCCGCUCCAACAGUUGUAUAGAACAUGCAUUAGGGAUCAUGGAGGAGAAGAGGACUCAAGAAAAUAUCUCCGAAGGAAUCUCAAAUAUAUCAUUGACCGGAGCUGAGCGGUCGGAGAAGUUCCUAUUAGAGAAACUUGAUGUAUAUGAGUCUGCUGUGGGCGAUCCAAAUGUGAAAUCUGCACCCCGCAUUGCACCCUUCCCCCCAGCUUUCCAGGCAAUUGCCCGUAACCCUAUUGUGCUGGACCUGGCGUAUAACACUAUCGAAUUCCCUGAUAUUGAACACAGGUUGAAGAAGGACAAAAGAGCAAAGGGCGGCUUUAUAAGUAGAAUAUUUGGAUGA
Lathyrus sativus (Indian pea) is the source of this 1812-nucleotide messenger RNA. NCBI's taxonomy places the organism in Eukaryota, Viridiplantae, Streptophyta, Magnoliopsida, Fabales, Fabaceae. The record is from the annotation of a GenBank genome assembly.